Messenger RNA from Erpetoichthys calabaricus (reedfish), 1809 nucleotides. RefSeq names its product spermidine synthase (gene srm). Gene Ontology annotation, cellular component: cytosol. Gene Ontology annotation, molecular function: spermidine synthase activity. Lineage: Eukaryota; Metazoa; Chordata; Cladistia; Polypteriformes; Polypteridae. The record is from RefSeq and is a predicted model, not a curated record. The transcript is spliced from 8 exons. The coding region runs from base 153 to 1022 and encodes 289 amino acids. Gene Ontology annotation, biological process: spermidine biosynthetic process.
GGUGGAAAGCCGGUCUCAAGCUGGUUAGGUUGCCCAUCGCCGUGGUAGCAGGUACUCACGUGAAGCGUAUACCCGCUACGUGUGCAGUACACGAUCUGUCUAUUCUAGUCCCCAUAGCUUGUUAUAUUGCUUCGUGCUGGCGUCCACUGCUCAUGGAGAAUAUCAAGGAAGGCUGGUUUAGGGAGACGUGCGCACUGUGGCCCGGUCAGGCGCUCAGCCUUCAGGUCGAAUCGGUGCUUUACCAUCAGAGAUCAAAAUUUCAGGAUGUCAUGGUCUUCAAAAGCAAGACAUAUGGCAACGUCUUGGUGUUGGAUGGAGUGAUCCAGUGCACAGAAAGGGAUGAGUUCUCUUACCAAGAAAUGAUUGCAAACCUUCCUCUCUGCAGCCAUCCUAACCCAAAGAAGGUGUUGAUCAUCGGAGGUGGAGAUGGUGGAGUGCUGAGGGAAGUCAUCAAGCACCGUUCAGUAGAGUCAGUUGUACAAUGUGAGAUCGAUGAGGAUGUGAUCAAUGUAUCCAAGAAGUUCUUACCGGAAAUGGCCAAGGGCUUUUUCAGUCCUAAACUGACCUUGAAUGUUGGUGAUGGCUUUGAAUUUAUGAAACAGAACCAGGAUGCCUUUGAUGUCAUCAUCACAGACUCAUCUGACCCUGUUGGUCCCGCUGAGAGUCUGUUUAAAGAGUCAUAUUAUCAGCUUAUGAAGACCGCACUUCGAGAUGGAGGAAUUCUUUGUUGUCAAGGUGAAUGCCAGUGGCUCCAUUUGGACCUCAUCAAGGAGAUGAGAACAUUCUGCAAAUCUCUUUUCCCUGUUGUUGACUAUGCAUACUGUACUAUUCCAACAUACCCCAGCGGUCAGAUAGGCUUCAUGCUUUGCAGUAAAAAUCCGGAAACCAACUUUCGCCAGCCUGAGAGACAGCUAACAUCAGAGGAGGUCGAGAGCAUGAAACUUAAAUACUACAAUUCAGAGAUUCACAGAGCUGCAUUUGUUCUACCAGAGUUUGCUAGAAAGGUGCUGAGUGAAGCCUAAACCUGUGUGAAGGCAGCCUUUUGGAAGAUGACAAGAAAAUCUCUAUGCGGUUAUUGAGCCCGCUUUUCCAUCUCUUUUGACGGAACUGUGGCCAGAGAGGGGCAAGAAGGGGACAGAUAUGUUAAUUUUUCCCUUCAGAGAUUAGACUGCUUAUGUUCUGUUUGGAAAGUUUCCAGUUCCUUGUGAAACCUUGUUUUCCUUUCCUCCCUUUUUUUUUUUUUUAAUUUUUUAUUUUGGCAUUUUAUAUUCACAAGUCAUUUUUUACCCAAUGUUUCCAAAUGACUUUUAUGUUGAUUUCUGAAUAUAGCAAGCAUUGUUCCUCAGCUUGCAUAUAGUCAAACACCUAUCUGUCCAGGCAGGCCAGUUCUUUAACUUUUUUUUUGCAUCAAAAUUGGAAUGUUGUUAGAAAAUGUUGUUUCCUCAAAAAGAUUUGUGUUUGGACUAAGAGAAGUCCAUGGCACAGAUAAGCGCACACUGAUUUUUGGGGAGUUUGUGCUUAUGUUAUGAUCUAUUCCAGAGGACUGACUUGAAAAUAUUCUCACAUGUGUAGCGGAAGAUGCUCAGGUUCCAGAAAUGAACAAACCAGUUUUUAAAGGGAAGUGUUUUAAUGUCUUUAAUGCCUUUUAAAUUUGUUCUGUUGUUCUGAAACACUACCUUUCAUUCUGUUUGAGCAUAUAUGGAGAAACUACUUUCUCAAACAUCUCAGAAUGGCCCCGUUUCCAUCUGCAAUGUCUGAGUGGCCUACUUGUGAAUUUCUGCAUUUAAUAAAGCUGAAUUUAAGACUCUU